AUGUGGAGAUCAUGGGUCGAUCGCGUCAAUGCAGCCAGCCAAAGCACUUGGAAAGACAGCAGCUCUGAUGACCAAUCUACUCUCUCAUUAGAAACACAAAAGCGACGAGAACGGGAACGUGAUGAACUACGAACGCUAUUGGAAAAGACGCAAUCUCCCACCAACAAUGAACAGGAAAACGACAAUGUCUUUUUACAAGAGUUCUUGCCAAGAUUCUGUCAAGUGUGGGAAAACAACAAGGACGAUGUUGUAUUCACGGCUAUUGAUGAUGCACGAAGCUUCAUGGCAUGUUUGACACGGCUAUUGUUGGGUGGCAUACGACGCGUUCCUGAACAAAAGACCAAAGGCGAAUCCAGCAAAGCAUUGAUGGAUAGGCUGCGAUCGAAAUCACACAUGUAUCACAUCAUCCGCACUAUCCGUGUUGUGUCGCAUGGUCCGGACAUGCUGGUCGAUUUGAUGCUUCAACAACGAAUACCAUCCGUCAUCAUUAAGCUCUUCCGAUCCUUCAUCGAUUUACCACACGACUAUUAUCAACCCAACGACGAGAAUGAUUUGAUGUCGACCGAUGAUAUUGGCUCCUUGGUGACAGACACCCUCAAACAAUUCGCUCACAACAAAUCGGUUCUCCGUCGGCUCAUUGCUGAAGAUACAUUGUUCAUGAUGAUUCGCCUUGUCACCGUAAAACCCGCUGAAUGGCCGGCACAUUCAACUAUAGAGGGUGAACCAGCGUUCAUGGCUUGGAAACAUAGAGCCCUGGAGGUUCUCAAACAGAUCCCAAUGUCCUCUGAUGUCUGUCAUUAUAUGAAAUCAAGGAGGUGCCUUGAAAUGCUAGUCCAAGCAUGGGAAGAUUGCUUCGCAAGCAAGACUCGAUUGACAACCUUGGAUAUGUACGAGAUUCUCUCUGGCAUUGAUCUUCUCACUUAUCAAGUCGAGACAUCACUGCAAUCCGAUUACCACGUUCUAUAUGAUGAUUUGAAUCGAAGCAAUGCAUGGGAGGCUCUUUCAACAGUGCUUUUAGCAGAGUCUACGGAUGACAAUGUCACUGAGCUGAAGCUGAAACUCAACAAACACAUUGCAAGAUUGGUAUUCAUUGGGAGGAACGAUCAAUCACCCUGUUUACCGGAAGGCUUACCUUAUCAACAUGAAGAUUUCACUUUUCCCAAGGUGGAUCGAUCCAAAGAUGACUUGGUGAGGAACAUUCAUGCAUUUCAGCCAUUGUUAUCGGCGUUUACAUACCAAAGAUCAAAGAGGAAUUCUGGGUUGGAAUCGAGGGUCAAAAAGGUGCUUUCAGAGGACAUGCAAAGAGCUGUGUUUGAUCAAAUGAAGCAAAUCAUAUCAGCGGAGCCGAUCAACUAUUUCAUAUUGGAGCGGAUCAAUGCUGUGGUGUUACUUAUUGAGUCCAUGGAAUAUCAUGAUGAGGAGAUUCAGAAUGAAACCAUGGAUAUUCUUGUUUACAUUAUCCGGGACCUCAACUUCGUGCCUCUCAAGGAGCUUGCAGUGCUCUCUCUCUAUUUCCAAAGCUCUUCAUCAGGGAAGCUGAUAGGUCUCAUUUGCCGUCGAUUCGCCAGCUUGCUUCAGGAAUUUGAAAAGUUUCAGACGGUGGUGCGUGAAGCUGGUUUCCUCAACGUCCUCAGCAUCAUGCUCUCUGAUAUGACAGAUACCCUUACAACAAAACGCAACAAUGAUGAUGAGCCACAGCGACCAUUCACCCAACAAGCCUUGCAAAACUUUGAUGCUAUUGCAGAUUGCAUUGUGGAGAUGAUAAAAAACCCAGCAAAUAUGGCACUAUUCCAGAAGACCUAUCGUGGACAUCUCCUUGAAUUACUUCGAAUACCAGCAACACGAUCAGGCACAUUGCGUAUCAUUACAUGCUUCCCGACUUCGACCUCCUCGUACAGCGACUUGCUCUCAUCACCUUUAACACCAUCAGCAUCAGCAUUUCCAAUGGAAAUUGAUACCAUUUUUCCACGUCUUAUCGAAACAUUGCAAUCCAUUCCACGUGACAACAUCGACUUUCGAAUUGAUUUAUUGGAUGUCUUUCAACAAAUGUUUUCCAACCAUUCAUCCACACGCGACCUAUUUCGACAAUCAGGUGGAUAUGUGACCCUUAUUUCAAUGAUCGUUUCGCUGGAGAAUACCUUGAAUGACGCAACCCAUGAUGAUCUCUUUGACAAACGAGUCAAACUUUUGAUGAUGAUUUUCUCUGUUUUGGCAUCAUCCAUGCGAGACAAUGACACCAACAAGCAAUUUUUCCAUUCACAAGUUGGAUAUUCGGCUCUUGAGAAUUCACUUACUUUGACGGGCGCUUUGGAGGAAAAUGGAUUACCACGGCAGAUGUUUGGGGUGCUUUUUGCUUUUGCUAUCGAUGAUCAAAGAGCUUGCGACUUAUUUAUCACCAACGAUGGUCAUUCACUCGAACAAUCUCGCCAAAAGAUCGAGAAGCUUCUCAAGGACGUGUCUGUUACAGUCGACAACCCUGAAAUUAUGACGGCUAUUCUUCGUAUGCAAAGCACAGUAUCGUACGACAGCGACUUAUCGGAAGCUAUCCUCUAUGCAAUGUACAUGCUCGCGAGAAGCAAUCGACGCAACCAGAUCCGACUCAAUCACUCUGGUCUUAUGCUAGCAGCUUUGCAACGUGUCUUGCCUAAAGAAGUGGACCUGCUAUCACCUGCAAUGGAUAAGGAAAAGACGAUUUUAUUGGAUUUGGUCAAGAAGCUUAUGGUGAUGGGAGUACGAUUGGAUGAAUUACAUCUUAUCUUUCGUGGAUUGGGUACAUGUGGUCAUUUCCCGGUGCUGAAUGGACCUCUUGGUGAGAGCUUGAUGGAUCUUAUUCUCGAUGGUGUUACUCGUAGUCGAUGGCCCAACUUUAUUCAAUUUGACAUGACAUCAUCUGGACAUGCAUGCCUUGAAGUACCUGCAUUGGAAGAUUUUCCCGGGUCAUCUUCUGGAUAUACGUUUAUGGCUUGGUUUCACAUUGAUCGAUUUGACACGGAGGUGCCGUUGAUGUUUUGGACAUUAUUCGAUGCUGACAAGGCGGUAUUUCAGCUUACCAUUGAUCCCGUAUCCCGCAAAUUGCAAAUCCACCAACUCGGAGUGAAACAAACCAUCGAGUUUACAUCCUUCACCUUCCAACCUGGAUAUUGGUAUCAUAUGUCACUUGUACAUCAGCGCUCUCGACUUGGAAUCAACAUGAGCAGCAUUUCAUUGUACAUUAAUGGGGUUUGCAUGGAGCAGACACGAUGCCCCUAUCUAUCACAACCUAUGACAUCUACCGAUUUACGAGCCGUCCUUGGUACACCACGAGAAUUUGCAGCAACUCAUCAUCCGUGUACUUUGACUUGGGAUCUUGGUCCAGUUUAUUUGAUUGAAGAAGUACUUGAAAGUGAUGUACUAUGUCUCUUUUUCAACCUCGGUGCUCGUUAUCGAUCGUUGUUCCAAGAUAGUCUACGUCAAUUUCAAACAUACGAGGCAUCCACAGCGCUCUUUCUCAAUUUACGCAGCAUGACCAAAGCCUUCACUCGACGUGAUGUGGAUCACAGCGUAUUGGCGAGUGUGAUGCGAGGUGCAGGAACGGCGUCGAUACCUGAAGACAAGACGGCAAUGGCAUUCUUUGCAUGCAACAGCCUUGCUGAUAGCCAAUACAGUGGAUUGUGCAAAACAGGAUUGAGUGACGCUGCGACACAAUUGAUUGCUGGCAGUAUCAAACGGGCCAAAUUGAUCCUCAAUGCUUCUGUUCCAAAAAUUGAUGCGGCGUUGACAUUGCCUCGUAUUAUGGGAUACCUCGACGGUAACUUUGCUGUGGCACAUCCCUUUGGUGUUGACGAGUCUAUGUGGCGCAUUGGUGGCUGUGCUAUUCCCUUGAUGCUUGUUGAACGUUCAGAGACCCCACACAUGCUAUGCAAGGCGAUGAGGAUUUUGUGCGAGACGAUUCGUUACUCGUGGAGGAAUUCUGAAGAUAUGGAGCGAUGUCAUGGAUAUGAAGUGCUUGCAUACCUUCUCAAGCAAAAGCGUGACUUGUUGACGGUUGAAUUGCUCGAAUUACUUUUGAUCUUUAUUGGAAAGAACACGACCUAUCCAGAGGAAUCUAUCAUCAACAACCCGUUUGCAUAUCGCUAUCUGAUUUUGAACUUUGAGGUGUGGAAAAAGACAAGCCUUGAUGUCCAGCAAGCACAUUUGGAGCAAUUUCCUCUAUUCUUGCGCUCUAGCAACAGGCGACAAUUCAACAUGAAACGAUUACAAAAAUUCCAUUUGGUCAAACGCAUGUUGCUUGCUUUCAGAAUGCAUAUCUACUCAAAGGCUCUCACGCCCUACGUGGUCAAUGCGCUAAAGACGGUUACAUUAUGCAAUUGGAGCACCGAAAGCAUCCGUGCAAUAGCUACGUUCCUUGCAUCCACUGUAUCACAAGACUCCGAGCAUCCACAUCGUAGUGCUGAUUCACAAUCAUCCAAUAACGAGGACAAUGAAGAAGUGCAUGGGUUCAUUGUUGAUGCAUCAACUCGCAACCAGGUCUCCAAGACUGUCCAAAUGCGGAAUGUUGUUUUGGAAAUGCUGCAUGAUAUUUUGUGUGACACCAACAGCAAAGAACUCGUCAGCAAGUUUGCCAGCACAAUCACCAAUCGAUGGCCGCUACUCUUCUUUGGUCCACACCUACAUCCUUUCACUGUUGUAUUGGCGUCACGUAUCGUUUCACGUAUCCUCAUCAAUCAAGGUCCUACCUAUGUCCACAAAUUCCGCCAAACAUCAGAGGGAUUCACCAUCCUCACCAAACUUUUACCGCACUAUUGGCACCUGGUACAGCUUCAUCAAGUAUUGACGAUUACCAUGAUGGGUGCCGAUAUCUCCUUGUUUCCUUUGCACAAAACGUUCGACAUCGAAGACUUGAAGCUAUGCUUGCGCUCUGAUUCAAGCAAAUUUAUGAUCCCAGACUUAUUACCAAUCGUGAUUGGAUUAUUGAAAGAAGGCAUGGCAGAUGCACUUGUACGCACGCGAAAAGAUGCCGAAGAUGCAACAACAAAGGAUAUGAUUGGUAUCUUGGAUAAUCUUUUGCAUUACCUUCGAACGUUGUAUCAAGCUCGAGGAGAUUUCCGUGACAUGUGUAUUAAGCCAGAGGUCGUUGAUGCCAUCAUUGCUGUCAUUUAUCCUGCUGUUGCUUCCACGGAUCAGGUGCUGAGUGCCGCUGAUGAACUUGCUUUGGGAGAAGGAAUCUUUAGUCUGAUGAUGAGCGCAGAGGGUUUAUCAAUGGAGGAUCAGCUUCAAGCACGAGAGGAUGCGGCAUCAAGUAUCAUUCGCCGAGGAGGUACAUCUACGCUGAUGACAAAGACUUCGCCACAUACAAAUCGUAAACUAGGAGCAAUGAUCACCAAGCUGAGAACGUCGUCAGCACAACCUCUUGUACCUACGGAAGACAUGAUCAUGUUGAAAGACGAGGCGCUACAUGGGUUGCUCGAUUUUAUGGUUACGAUGAGUGUUCAUUCAAUCACCGACCCAAAUGACAAGAACCUAACAGCCCUGAACAAUAUCCUUGGCGGAUGUCCCGCGAGUACGCAAGAAUCUCAGAUCCGUUUCGAGAGCUUCCUUUUAAUCCACAUUUCUCAAAGCCUCAAAUCAACGCUACAGCUUGAUGAUCACUUGUUGGCCGAUAGCAAAGUAGUUGCCAAUGUUGCUCGCUUCUGCCAAAUGGCUGCCGAUUUGGUUUUACAAGGUCGAUUUACAAAUGGUGCCGAGCAGACCUAUGACCUCUUAGCAUCCAUCCUUGAACGGUUGAUUUCACCUGAAUUCUCUGGCAAGAGCAAGCCCAGCAAUCAAACGCUUCAAAUCCUCUAUCGUUCUUUUAAUCGGAUGAUUCUUCUCAAAAUCUCGGAUCUCGAGCAAGUGGACAUGCCCGCCGAGCAAAUUGUUGCGUUCCUCAACUAUUGUAUCCAUCAUCAAAAGAUCAUUCUCAGUGCACGGAACACCGACCUCGAAUUCUUGCGUUGUUUCUGUUAUCACUUGUAUCAAUUCUUGCUCGUGGACGACAAUACAGUAAAGAUUGAUGCUGCAAAUGUUUGGAAACUCUUGGUGUUGCAACGACCUGACAUUCUUGAAACCAUCUUCAAAGUACGCUUAAAAGGAGUCGAAUCAGAUGACAUCGUAGCUGGUUUCAGGGAGAUGAUUGAGAUGGAUACGACAUCAUUUUUCGUAUGGAUCGAAUCUCGCAAGCUUGAGCUGAACCAUCUUUUCAAAGAGCACAUUUUCAAGACAUGGGAGAACGCUGUACAACAGGAGAAUCGACAUGCACAAGAAAUGCUCAAAGAUCAUCAUAUGAAGAGGACGACCAAGCUGCGUCGAUUGCAAAAGCGUGAAAUGUAUGAGGAUGGAUUGAUGCGUGAAUAUGUUAUAAAGACGUCAGCAUGGUCGAGCAGUAUUCAGGGUGUGGAAAUGGGUCGUUUUACAAAGGCGCUACAAGACAAUGAUGGACACGACAACUUUAUUGUCAGCGAGUGGACACAUCUUGCAGGUGAAUUGCUUCGUGAACGUGGUCUUUGGGGUCCUGCAGCCAAACAGAAUGAGAGCAAAUGGCGCCUUGAUUACACCGAAGGUCCACAACGUAUGCGAAAGAAGAUACAGCGCAUCACUGAGGCUCAAACUCGACAAUACCUUCCAAAGCGUCCAAAGACUUCACCAUCUCACAACGGCAAAGCAUCAAAUGAGGCAACUGAUAUUGGUGCUGAUAAAGAUCCACAGCCGAAGCCUCUCAUUGAUGUUGAUGACGAUAUGAUGGGGAGCCCCGUUGCCGGCAAGCAAGAUAGACGUCCAUCAUUACCAAGUUCAAAUGGUGACCAAAGCUCAGAAGGUCAUGCCGAGGAAAGGAGGGAAGAGGAGGAAGAAAUCUCUUAUGACGAAGACAAGAAUCGUAAGGUGCUGCGUCUUUUGGAUUAUGGCGAUAUGGUCCUUGACGUUUACAAUGUCAGUCAAAUUGCUGGCUUAGAUGCUCGCGAGGGCUUGCUUCUACUUUGCAAACAAAACAUCUAUUUGAUUGACAACUUCUUCCAACGAGCUGAUGGCGAAGUCGUCGAGAUUUGGGACGUUCCAACUGAAGAGCGAGAUCAAUAUCUUAUCUUGCUUGCUAAAGCAGCUGGCAUGGAAACCGAGCCAAUGAUGGAUCAAUCAGGCGAUCUUCAUACCUCCAGGAAAUGGGCCAACAAUGACAUUAAAGAAGUAUACAAGAGACGCUUCUUGUUCAGAGAUGUUGCCCUUGAAAUUUUCUUUGGUGAUGGUCGUAAUGCCCUGAUCACGGUUGCUAAGGAGGAACGAGAUGAGCUUUACAGCAAGCUUGCUGGCCGAGUCACCCUUUUUGAAAGUUCAACUGAAUCGAUCAUUGGUGCUGCUGGUGAAAAGGAAAUGGCUGCAAACGUUUCUUCAUUUGGUGGAUCCUUCAAGCUAUCCAGUCUUUUCGGCAGCUCUACCCUGAAUGACCUUACCCAAAUGUGGCAGCAGCGGGAAAUUACCAACUUUCAAUAUCUGAUGUACUUGAAUGCGAUUGCUGGUCGUUCUUACAAUGACCUUACACAGUAUCCUGUAUUUCCUUGGGUGCUUGCCGAUUAUAAGAGUAAUGAGCUUGACUUUGACGAUCCAAAGACGUUCCGUGAUUUGACCAAGCCCAUGGGUGCACAGACCGAAGAAAGAAGAGCCGAAUUCGCUGACCGAUACAAGCAAUGGGGUGAAACGAAUAAUCCUGAACCAGCAUUCCAUUAUGGCACUCAUUACUCUUCGGCUAUGAUUGUAUGCUCAUUCUUGAUUCGAUUGGAGCCAUUCACGCAGCACUAUUUGAAACUUCAAGGCGGCACCUUUGAUCAUGCGGAUCGUCUCUUUGAUUCAAUUGGGAAGGCAUAUGAGUCUGCAUCAGAGAAAAACAUGGGUGAUGUGCGUGAGUUGAUCCCCGAGUUCUUUUACCUACCCGAAUUUCUGGAAAAUGUCAACAAGUUUGAUUUUGGUGCCAAACAAGGAACCGGUGAAACGAUUGAUUCUGUGCUCCUUCCACCUUGGGCAAAUGGUGAUCCUAAGAUCUUCAUCCAGCGCCAUAGAGAGGCAUUGGAAAGCGACUACGUGAGCGAGAACCUUUGUCACUGGAUUGAUCUCAUUUUCGGUUACAAGCAACAAGGACAAGCAGCAAUCGACUCGCUCAAUGUCUUCCAUCACGUUUCCUAUGAAGGUGCUGUUGACCUCGACGCAAUCACUGAUGUGGUCGAGAAAACGGCUACCAUUGGUAUUAUCAACAACUUCGGUCAAACCCCACGCCAAUUAUUCAAGAAACCACAUCCCACUCGUCUUUUAUCGAAUCAGCUGCCUGCAAGAUUCUCACCUUUGCAAGAUCAUUUGGAUAAAGUAAUACAGUCGAUUGUCCCUGUCAGAGACAUUAAACGUCAAGUUGGCGAGAUUGGUGUUUACAAUGAACGGCUAGGUGUCACAGCCUGUCAACAAUUAUUCAUGCCGCCUGAUGGUGCUCGUUACAUUGAAUGGGGCUUUUCAGAUAACAGCUUACGAUUGAUAUCCACCGAGACUGGAAAGCUUUUACACGUGUAUGAGAAUAUGCAUACAGGAUUUAUCAGCACGGCUUGUUUCCCUGAUGCCCGCACUCUUGUCACUGGUAGCACGGAUAGCACUAUUUGUAUGUGGAAAAUCAAAUUGGAGAAAACCACCGAGUUCUCGUUAGCCGAAUGUCUUCGUGGUCAUACUGGGGCUGUCACAUGCUUGGCUGCAUCUCGUCCUUAUAGUGUCAUUGUUUCUGGAUCAGAGGAUAAAACCGCCAUCAUUUGGGACUUGAAUCGAAGGGAAUACGUGCGUACUUUGGAUGGUCAUGACGGCCCUGUGGAUAAGAUUGUGGUGAAUGAUGCCACGGGUGACAUCAUCACGUGCUCUGGUAAUAUACUACGCGUAUGGACGAUCAAUGGUGAACUUUAUUUGUCCAAGGCCGUGUGUUCAAGCGCUGAUCCGAUUUUAUCUUGUGUGGUGUUUGAGAAUAAGACCAAUGAUUGGUAUAGUGACGAUCUAAUCGUUACUGGACACAGACGUGGUGUCAUCAAGUAUUGGUGCAAAAAUCUUGUCAAAGGGAAGGAUGAUCAAGAUCAAUGGGGACUAGUAUUGAAGCGACAAAUGCAGCAGCACGAUCAAGCUGAUGAUAGCGUAUCAGACAUUGUGGCACUUUCUUUUGCUGGGCCCAACAAACGAACGCUCUUGUCCGGAAACCAAUAUGGCGAGGUGUACGCCUAUGUACUUCCAGACACCACCGACAUGACUCACUACGUUAGGGAUGAUCGAUCCAAAGAUUGCAUGGGUUGUGGGCGUGCAUUUUCAGUUCUAGAACGCAAAAACAACUGCCGAUCUUGUGGAGGCUUGUUUUGCUCUGGAUGCAUGGCCAGUAAUACCCUUCAGAUUCAUGACCGACCCCCACUCAUACCCUAUCAUAAAAUGGUCAUCCAUCUUUUUUAUUUGUUGAUCCUGCUCUUCUUCUCAAGGACGACAUCAUCAGCAGCAGAAACAGAUAAAGUCAUCGUAGGAUAUUGGGGAGUGUGGGAUUCAAAGCCUCUUCCAAUCAAGUAUAUCCCAUGGUCCCAAAUCACCCAUAUCAACUUUGGAUUUGCCACUGUGAACAAAGACGUUGUUCCUGCACUUAAGAAUCAAGGCGCUCUGAACAAUUUGGUCAAAGAAGCUCAUGAGAACAAUGUCAAGGUGCUUCUCUCCAUUGGUGGAUGGUAUGGCAGCAAAAGGAUGGAUGAAAUGGUUUCUCUUGACAAGCAUAGAAAGACCUGCGUGGAUAAGGUGAAAGGAUGGUUACAUGAAUAUGAUCUUGAUGGCGUUGACAUCAUUGAUUGGAGAACAAGGUUGCCAUGCAAUCAAUCAUCAACCAUCACCAACACGACGACAGAGGACCAUCUCCUCCCCUUACUUGAACAACUUCGCAGGGCAUUAGGGAACGACAAGCUUUUGACACUGGGUGUAGGUGCGACGCCUUAUCCAUACAGCAACGUGAGCGAUUACCAGCAAGUGGUCGAUUGGAUCACAAUUAUGGCUCAUGACACACACGUUGGCCAACCAACAAUCGGUGCCAAUUCACCUCUCUACAACAAUGAUGCAUCAUCAAACAGUGCUUUGGAGGCGUGGAAUGCAUGGAUGGCCAUACCAAGUGAGCAACGUGUGUUGGGUGUACCAUUUUACGGCUAUGCAUCCAAGCCGAUCCGUAACAAGAAGGAUGGCGAUCUCGAAAAGCUCACUGGCCCUGCACAUUCGAUGAGACCUCCCGGCGAUGCUGAUGAUCCAAUGCUACCUGAUACGUGUAAACGUGGUUACUCUGGAUUAUGGAGAUGGCGGUCAUUACGCAAUACGGGUAUUCUAUUGGAUGAAUCAAGAGCUGGUAAACAUUGGACCAAACAUUGGGAUACAUCUUCACAGACUCCAUGGCUGUACAAUUCUCUUUCAAACGUUGUCAUCAGCUACGACGAUCCUCAAAGUGUCAAACUUAAAACCACAUUUGCAAUGUGUCAACAAGCGCGUGGCAUUGGUGUAUGGGACUUGGCAUAUGAUUAUUAUACUUCUGGUAACGGCCAACUGCUUACUGCUAUUCAUGAUGCGCUCAAUACUACUCAUCCAAAAUGCGAUUUGACGCUAAUACAUCCCGAUGCAGACCCUGUGGAGAGUGUUGGAACAUAUAGUCUACCCCGAUCAGUUGUCUUUGUAUUUCUAUAUGCCAUCCCCAUGAUGCUUUUUCAAUUAUAA
Lichtheimia ornata is the source of this 10752-nucleotide messenger RNA. RefSeq lists its product as uncharacterized. NCBI's taxonomy places the organism in Eukaryota, Fungi, Mucoromycota, Mucoromycetes, Mucorales, Lichtheimiaceae. Bases 1 to 10752 code for a protein of 3583 amino acids. The transcript is spliced from 52 exons. Gene Ontology annotation, biological process: carbohydrate metabolic process. The record is from RefSeq and is a predicted model, not a curated record. Gene Ontology annotation, molecular function: chitin binding; metal ion binding; protein binding.